Messenger RNA from Dacryopinax primogenitus, 315 nucleotides. RefSeq lists its product as uncharacterized. Gene Ontology annotation, biological process: mitochondrial translation. Gene Ontology annotation, molecular function: structural constituent of ribosome. The annotation marks the transcript as partial. The transcript has a single exon. Gene Ontology annotation, cellular component: mitochondrial large ribosomal subunit. The record is from RefSeq and is a predicted model, not a curated record. Lineage: Eukaryota; Fungi; Basidiomycota; Dacrymycetes; Dacrymycetales; Dacrymycetaceae.
UCCAACUCACCCUAUGGGCGCACGCACAUCCCACCCAAGUUCACACUCCCACUCCCACCGCCCGUCGUCGCCCUCUACCCUCAAACCGUCAUCUCCUCCGACGGGAGCAGCUUCACCCACUGGUCCACUUCCCCCCAGUCAACAUACAAGAUGGCCAGGGAUAUACAUAAUAACGCGCUCUACUGGCCUGGGGAGACAUACGUCCGUGCGGGGGAGGAGGAUGAGCAGGGCAGGAUGGGGAGGUUCAAGCGGCGGUUUGCGAGGGUUGGGCAGGCGGAGGAGGGGGUGGAGCUGCAGGGAGAGCUGUUUAGGGAA